CGCUCUUGCCCAAGGCUCACGGAUUCUAACCAUCGUCGGCAACACGACGACACCAACAAGGGGCAAUCACAGCAAUUCCCCCCAUUGAUAAACGAGGGCAGGUUUUUGACAAACGAAGGCGGUGUCCCCCAAAAGCACGAAAAACAAUAAUCCGCGGACCGACCGAACCUAUUCUGCGCCCGCCACACCCACCCACUGCAAGAACGACUCGAACCAUCGGAACCUCGAUACCUCGAACCUCCCUCCGGCCCUCCGUGUAACGAACCCAGAUUACGCUCGCAACAACAAAAAAAAACCACCACCUGCCCACCAUGUCCAUCAUCCGCGAACACACGCAAGCGACGCUGACCGACGCCUGGCGCACCAUCAAUAUCGAUGCGCUGCAGGAGGACUCGUCGGUCAACUUUGACACGUCGACGCUGCGCCCGCCGCUGCCCGAGGUCAGCGAGGCCGAGGUGCGCCAGCUGACGUCCCAGGUGCGCCAGCUGCUGCGCGGGGGCGACGCCGAGGGCGCCCUGCGCGGCUGCCUCGAGUCCCCCGUCUACGCGGGCAGCGACGCCGCCCGCGAGGCCGCCCUCCAGACCGUCGUCGAGGUCCUCCAGAGCAUCAAGGCCAGCGAGAUGACGCCCAUGCUGCAGCGCAUCUACGCGAGCUCCGGCGGCAGCGAGUGCUUGGACGUGCUCAUGAAGUAUUUGUACAAGGGCAUGGAAUCCGCGUCUUCCUCCUCGCCCUCCGCCAGUAGUGCGCCGCGAACACCGACCCGUGUGACGCCGCAGCCGACCGGGUUUAGCCAGAUCGUCCCGCGGCCGGGCGCUUCCAGCGAAUCGACCGGUGCCGCCAUGAGCGUGCUGCUCAGCUGGCAUGAGAAGGUGGUCGAGGUGGCGGGGUUGGGUUGCAUUGGCAGGGUCAUGACCGACUGGCGGAGGGUGUGACAAGAAUAUAAAAAGGGAGCUCUUGCUGUCUGGCGUUGACGGGGAAAUGGGUUUUGCUUUGCCAAUAUUUAAGCAUUCAAGCAAGCCGCCGGCAACAAUAGAUAAGUGGGCGUCUGCUGUGAGAUUGGGCGGCAUCAACAACUCAUGACGAGGGUGCGAUCAUGCACCACCCGUCAUAACUUCUGAUUCAAACCACUCUACUGCCGAAGCAAAAUUC
This is a messenger RNA of Thermothelomyces thermophilus ATCC 42464, 1149 nucleotides long. RefSeq lists its product as uncharacterized. Gene Ontology annotation, molecular function: actin filament binding. Gene Ontology annotation, biological process: regulation of actin filament polymerization; Arp2/3 complex-mediated actin nucleation. The transcript is spliced from 2 exons. The record is from RefSeq and is a predicted model, not a curated record. Lineage: Eukaryota; Fungi; Ascomycota; Sordariomycetes; Sordariales; Chaetomiaceae. Gene Ontology annotation, cellular component: actin cytoskeleton; cytoplasm; Arp2/3 protein complex. Bases 312 to 932 code for a protein of 206 amino acids.